AUGAGACAGGAAAAGACUCAGUGGAAGGAUUUCCUAGAGAAUAUCUGUGUUCUCAAAUGGAUUUGGAGCUUCCUCCUCUUGGGCCCGGUUUGUAUUGGCUUGAUGGGGUAUCUUAUGUUUACUUCUCUGUGGCUGCUGCCUGUUCUCUACCUAAUUUGGCAGUUGACAGACUGGCAAACACCUGAAAGAGGGGGGAGGAGGAGUGCAUUUGUGAGAAACUGGACAGUUUGGGAGCACGUACGGGACUACUUCCCAAUGAAGUUGGUGAAGACGGCAGAGUUGAAUCCUAACAAGAACUACAUUUUAGGCUGUCACCCUCACGGAGUCCUGAGUAUCGGAGCAUUUAUCUCUUUUAGCACUGAGGCCUGUGGCUUUAAGGACCUCUUCCCCGGAGUGUGCUCUUAUCUCUGCACUCUGGGCGGCCUGUUCAAGAUCCCCCUCUACAGGGAAUAUGCAAUGGCCACAGGUUGUUGUCCAGUCAGCAAGCCCAGUCUGGAGCAUCUCCUGUCUAAAAGCGGGAAAGGCAACGCGGUUGUUAUUGUGAUUGGGGGCGCUGCCGAGUCCCUGCUGAGUCUGCCUGGGGUCAACACCGUGGUCAUGAAGCAGAGGAAAGGCUUCGUCCGGAUGGCCCUGGAGUCUGGGGCUGACCUGGUUCCUGUCUACUCGUACGGGGAGAACAACAUAUUCCGCCAGGUGAUCUUCCCGGAGGGCAGUGUGAGCCAGAGGUUGCAGCAGCUCUUCAAGAAGGCCAUGGGCUUUGCCCCCUGCCUGUUUGUGGGUGAACGCUGGUUCUGGAUGCCUUACCACUGCCCUGUCACAACGGUUGUCGGAAGUCCUAUCGCAGUGCCAAAGCGGCCUUCCCCCACCCAGGAGGACGUUGACCACUAUCAUUUGCUCUACAUGGAGGCCCUGGCCAAGCUCUUCAGUGAACACAAGGUCGCUUGUGGUCUCUCAGAAAGCCACAAUCUGAGGAUUGUAUAGAGACCAAUUGGUUAGACUGACCGCAUUAGGACAUUAUAAAUGGCGGCCAGUGAGAUGUUGAU
Molecule: messenger RNA, 1043 nt
Organism: Esox lucius (northern pike)
Lineage: Eukaryota; Metazoa; Chordata; Actinopteri; Esociformes; Esocidae
Product: diacylglycerol O-acyltransferase 2-like
Exons: 1
Coding region: 1-981 (326 amino acids)
Biological process (GO): triglyceride biosynthetic process
Cellular component (GO): endoplasmic reticulum membrane
Molecular function (GO): diacylglycerol O-acyltransferase activity
Source: RefSeq, a predicted model, not a curated record